Macaca mulatta (Rhesus monkey) is the source of this 3793-nucleotide messenger RNA. The record is from RefSeq and is a predicted model, not a curated record. NCBI's taxonomy places the organism in Eukaryota, Metazoa, Chordata, Mammalia, Primates, Cercopithecidae.
UGGCCAGGCUGGUCUCGAACUCCUGACCUUGUGAUCCGCCUGCCUCUGCCUCCCAAAGUGCUGGGAUUACAGGUGUGAAGCACCGUGCCCAGCCUACAUCCUCUGUUUCUGACUUUGUGGUAUUCAGUACAAGAGAAAGAGAGGAGAGGGCUGGCUGCCAGCGUGGGCCUCACUCACAGUGUCCUAAGCAAACUCCCCCAUCCCCCUAACCAGCCUUCCUCCCAGUGACAGGCAGUGGGUCAUUUGCAUCUUAGUCACAGGUCUGAACUUUCUUGCCUCGGGCUGGGAUGUGCCCCUGGGUUCACCCCUGUCUCCGGAGAUACUGGGUGCUAUCUGCUCCAACGAGGAUCUCCUGGCCCCACUGGUCCAGGUGUACAACCUGCCCUGGCAGUGGACCUGUCAUCAGCAAGUUAUCUGUCUUUUCCACCAGGAGUCCCCGCCAUGUGUCAGGGCUUGUGCUAGGCCUGGGACCACAGCUGUGCAGCACACUGGUCCCAGAUGCCUUUGGGGGCCUAGGAGCUGAGCCCAGCCCUUCUCUUUGCAGUCUGGCCCCACCUUGAACAUACCGGUUCUCUGCAUCUUCAAUGAUAUCAGCCAGGACUGGGCAUUUUGUCAGCUGGGUGUGAUAUGAAUGGGAGGUGACCCUGCUGAAGCGAUGGAUCCAGGACCUGUACACAAGAGUGGUACUGAGGAUUGGCAGUGCCCACUUCUAUGCCAUUGUGGUAUCCCAAGGGUUACUUUGUCCAGAACACAGACUUUGACUUCUUCAAGUACGCGGGACUGCAGUGGUCUGUGCUUCUGUACACGACACCAACUACCUGCAUCGAUGACAUCAACAUCACCACCGGCGUGGAGCGAGACAGUGGUGACGGCUUCUGGAAUUGUACUGCCUUGAUUUGGGACAGAUUAUCAGAGGUCAGCCCAAGGCCAUCCGCUCAGUCACUCUGUUUCCGCCAUCUUCUGAGGAGAUGCAGAUGGUACCCCCAUCACCCAGGGCGUGGAGAUGACUGUGCCCUCCCAACAGAGCAACAAAUACGUGGCCAGCGGCUACCUGAGCCUGACGCCCGAGCAGUGGAGGUCCCGCAACAGCUUCAGCUGCCAGGUCACGCAUGACGGGAGCACCGUGGAGAAAGACAGUGGCCCCUGCAGAAUGUUCAUAGGUUCCCAACCCUCACCCCACCCAUAGGGGCCUGGAGCUGCAGGAUCCCAGGGGAGGGGUCUCUCUGCAUCCCAAGCCAUCCAGCCCUUCUCCUUGUACCCAGAAAACCCUCAAACAUCCUUUGUCAACCAGAAAUCCUGCUCCCUCUCUUCAUUUCUUAUCUCUCAUACAAUUUGAUGCUUCUCCUGGGUGCUCAGUGUGGCGUUGGGGGAAUCCUGGCACCAGCGGGAAAGCAGCCUGGAGGAGAGGAUCACAGGCUCCCAGGCGUGUCCCCUGGGGACAUAGGCCAGGAUAGGAGGAGUCGGCUCACUGAACACCGGUCCAUCCAUUCUCUCCCACCUCCCCUUCCUCCUUGCAGCUCACCCUCCAACUCGCUGCCUAUGUUUUGGAGGAGCUAUUUCUGGCUGAGCCUCCAAAUACACCCUCUGUCCCUGUCCUGGUCUGGACCUUCCCCUGACCCACAGCCUCUCUUUCCUCAGCCUGGAAAUCCUACUCUAGGCCUGGAUUCCCUGUGCUUCUGGCUCUGGCCCCUGGAAUGCCAUCCUUCCUCUCUGCCCAACUCCCCACCCCCAAGGGCUGGACUGUCUAGGACACUCCCACACCAUCAAAUUCAUGAGCUCUUAAAUUUGGAGCCCACUUUGAUUUUUCACCUGACAGCAGGUUCAGAGGUGUGAGAAAAAUAGGAGGAAGUCAGGAAGGAAACACACAUGAAAGGCCUGCAAGAGGCUCAGGACACUUGUAAAAGAUAGGCUCUGAGCUCCCCAGGAACCAGUGCAAGAACGGCAAUAGGUGCUCCAUCAUUUCUUUCUUUUUUUUUUUUAAAUGGAGUCUCACUCUCGCCCAGGCUGGAGUGCAAUGGCACGAUCUUAGCUCACCAUAACCUCUGCCUCCCCGGUUCAACGAGUUCUCCUGCCUCAGCCUCCUGAGUAGCUGGGAUUACAGGCAACAACUGGAAACAACCCAAGUGUCCGUCAGCUAGAGAAUAGAUAGACCCAUGUGGUCUGUGCAUACAGUGGAGUGCUGCUCAGUUAUACAAAGAAAAGAAACUAUGGAUACAGGCCACAGGAGGGAUGAACUUCAAAACAUUACAGUAAGUGAAAGAAGUAAAACUCCAUGAGGGAAGUUGGUGGGUAUGGACAUAGUUUUGAACUGGCAGAAUUUUUCUGUGUUCAUCGGGGUAUUAUGUGUUGAGUCCCUAUUGAUCAGGUACUGUGCUAGGUACAGCCAUUAGAGAAAUGAGAAGCAGACACCAGCUCCAUUGUGAUGAGACUCGCCCGAUCAGCCGUUUCUGAUGAACACUCAGCUGGUGCAGGGGGAAGGUGGCGCCCUGUUAUGAAUCUGUUAUUUAUGAGGCUGUGGCUGCUGCAACAUCAGAAUCCACUAGUGUAGAGCCUGGCAAGCUGGAUGUGGGAGCCACGGAGGGCCACGAACUGCAGCACAUCGGCAACCAAAAGAUGCCCACAGCUUUUUCUAUGGACAACCUGAGUUUAGUAUGCCUACCACCUAGUGAAGAUGAUGACUGGGGUGAUGAUGAUGAUGAUGAUGGUGGUGAUGAUGAUGUCCAGAUUUUACCAUCACCUGUCCUGGCUCGUUCUGAGGACGGCCUGUUUUUAAGAUGCUCACCACAAUGCGAAGAUGAAGAUGAUGAUGAUGAUGGUGAUGUUGAUUGUGAUGAUGAUGAUGAUGUCCAGAUAAGAGCUUGGAAAGGAAACGACUUGACGCUGGAGAGCAUUAGUGACGAGGAGACUCGUCCAGGACUGGGCAGAGGACCUGAAGACAUGAGGUUGAUGCACAGGUCAAAGAGAAGAUUCUCACCAUCGCUGAUGCACACAAAAGUACAUCGGCUUCACCAUGUCGGCCAGGGUGGUCUCAAACUCCAGGACCUCAAGUCAUCCGCCUGCUUCGACCUCCCAGAGUGCUUGGAUUCCAGGAAUGAGCCACUGUGUCCAGCCCAGCAUUUUACAUUUCAAUCUUUGAUUCUUUUUGAGUUGCUUUCUGUACAUGGUGAGACAUAGGGGCCCAGUGUUAUUUCUUCAACAUCUAGCUAGGUCACUUAUCUCAGCACCACUUGCUGAUAGGGAGUCCUUUCUCCAUUGCUUAUUUUUGUUGAUUUUUUUUUUCAAAUAUCGAUGGUUUCAGGUGUGCAGGUUUAUAUCUGGGUCUUCUAAUGUGUUCCACUGUUCUGUGGAACCGGGUCUCCAGCUUUUCAGUGAAAAUACCAAUCCAUUACCUUGUCUAUCGGUGUUUUCUUGGAGUGUUUCCUUUGGUUUAAUGUUUUUUAAAUACCUUUAGCAGCCUACAUGUAUGGAUUUCUUUUCUAAAAUAAUGCACACCCUAUGUUUUCUUGUAAGAGUUUUGUGGUUUCAGAAUUGAGUUUUAGGUCUUUAAUGUAUUUUGCUUUGAUUUUUGUGUUGCGUGAAAUAAGGGUCCUAUUUCAGUGUUUUGUAUGUGAAUAUUCAGUUUGCUCAAAAUCAUCUAUUGAACAGGCUUUUUUUUUUUUUCCAAUUGCAUCUUUUUGGUGUUCUUUUGAAAAACGUGUUCACUACAUGUAAAUUGGGGUUGAAUAUUUGGUUUACUCAUUCUGUCCACUUUCUUAGUUUAUGCCAAUAAAAGAUUGUUUGGAUAAUUAUAAAA